AUGCUGAGACCAGGUUCUUCUAUAAGCUUCAACAGGUUAGUUUUUUCUUCUUAUCUUUCAUCACUUGGCUUUUUUUAUUUUAGCUCAACUUCGAUGACAAAGUGCUCAAUUGAUGCUCAUCCGACCGAACAGGCAAUUGUGAUUAAAUUUGAUAAUUCGUCCGAUCAACGAGGUCGUGCAGUUUCAGCAAAUGUUUCAACUCAACAAAAAAUGUAAGAGAAUUUCAAAAUUUUCGUUCUAUAUAUCUAUUGGAUAUUUUUCAGUGUUCAUCUGAAAGAAUUGACACCCGAAGUUGAUGUUUCUGUUCUAACUGAUGUUGUUAUGAAAAGAUGCCAAUUUAUUCCAUCAAACUCUAAAAGAGAACUUGAACAAGUUUUGUAUUAUUUGAAAAAUCGAGGGUCAACCAAACUCACAACAAGAUCAAGUAAGACAAUUUUGUUUUUUUUAAAUUAAAUAUUGAAAAUUGUUCUAGGAAGUUCUUCUGCUGUUUCCUUUGAUCGAAAACCAAUGACUCCAAUGAAUGUAAAUAUGGAUAAGCUAGAUGUGAGAAUUUUCAUUGAAUAAAAAUAUUAAUUUUCUGGAUAAAUAUGUUUUGCAGGAUUAUAUCGAAUGCUUCUAUGGGGAAACUUCAACCGAGAAAAAUCAAGGAGCCAUGUCUAUUUAUGAAUUAUCAAAAAAUGGUGCGAAUUUGAAGGAAAUGAGUCAAAAUGGUAAAUUUUGUGAUAGAAAAACAAAGUUCAUAUCAAUAUUUUUUUGUAAUUUCAGAACGUUUGCUCGGAGCACUGGCUCGUGUUUUCAGAGAAGAUUGGAAGAAGAACUUCGACGUUUCAACAAAUAUAAUGUCAACUUUUGUGAGUUUGUCGAAAUACACGGAUUAUCAUUCUAUUCUGCUACAUCAUAAGGUAUUUUUUUCGAAAAUGAUUUCAAGUAGAAUAUUUUUCCAUUCAAAAAUUACUGUAGAUUGGCUCACUUUGUGUAAAUGCUAUUGAACACGAAACAAAAAGAUAUGAUAUGUGGAAUGCUGAAAUGAAAAAAGCAAAUUCUGAUACAGUUAGAAAAUUGAAAACUGCGAUUCGAAAACAGGCGAAUCUUUUGGCAGUUUGUGUAACACUUCUAACAAACUUGGCUGUCGAUAUAAAUGUUGAAGUGAAAAUGAUUCGACGAGAUCUUGUUGCUCAUCUUAUAAAAUGUUUGCAAAUGUCAACAAAUCCACAUAAUGCAUUAACACUUUCAACAAUCAAAUUGCUACUUAAAUUGAGUAUUUUUGAAGAAAACAAAAUUGUUAUGGAAAACCAUGGAAUUGUUGAAAAACUUUUGAAAAUAUUUCCAAUUCAAGAUGCUGAGCUAAGAAAAGUUACAAUGAAAUUAUUAUUCAAUUUGGCAUUUGAUGCAAAAAAUGUUCCAAAAAUGGUGGAUGGUGGAUUAGUUCCUCAUGUUGCAUCGCUGAUUGAAGAAGAUGGAAAAGCUUUGAAUCUUUUAUAUUUAUUAAGUUGUAACGAUGAUGCGAAAGCAAUGCUAGCCUUUACUGACGCGAUUCAACUUUUAAUGCGAGAUGUUUUGAGUGGAGGAGGAAGUGAAGUUACGAAAGCAGUUUUAUUGAAUACUUGCAUAGAAAAAAGGAAUGCUCAAUUAGUUUGUGGGCCAAAUGGACAAGGACUUGAUCUGCUAUUAGAUCUUGCAUUGAAUUCAAGAGAUCUUAUGCUUAUCAAAGUUGUGAGAGCAAUUGCUGCACACGAAGGACAGACACAAAAUCUAUUUUUGGUAAGAAUUAGUUCUACUUUUUUCAAAAAAAAUAUUUCUGAAAAUUGUUAUUCUUUAGAAAUGGAUAACAAAACUUCUAGAAAUUGCGAUGCACGAAGGUUGCGAUUCUUCAGAAUCGAAAUCAUCAUUUGGUCUUGAAUGUAUGGGAACAAUUGCUGAAAUUCGCGUCGCAAAUUGGCAAAAAAUAAUACAAGAAAAUGAUAUGAUUGAAUGGAUGAAAGAACUUUUGCAAUAUAAUUUCCAUGAAUCAGAAGAACGAAGCAUUAUGAAUGAGAAAAAACCGUUGCAAUUACAAGUUGUUGUUGCAUGUGGAACUAUGGCUAGAAAACUUGAAGCUGCAAGAUGUCUCAUUCCACUUAUUGAUAUUUUUCUAGGACUUUUAAGAUGUAAGAAUAAUUUAGUGAAAAUUAUUCACAAAAUAUCUAACAAAUAAGAAUAUUUUUCAGCAACCCAACUUGAUGAUGAAUUCGUUGUGCAAUUACUUUUUGUUUUUCUCCAACUACUUCGUCACAAAGAAUUAGCCAACAGAUUAAUGGGACCAGAAUCUGCACUUGGCGCUCUGAUGAUUGAUCUAAUGCAUGACGCAAAUUCAGCAGUUCGAGAAGUUUGUGAUAAUGCAUUACUUAUAAUGGAAGAGCAUUCAAAAGAUUGGGCGAAAAAAAUAGCUGGUGAAAGAUUCAAAUGGCAUAAUUCACAAUGGUUGGAAAUGGUUGAACAACACGAUGAAAAUGCAUAUUAUGAGGAGGAAGAAGAUUAUGGAGCUGAUAUGAAUUUCGAUCAUUAUGAUGAUGAAUAUGAUAUGAAUGAACGAUUAUUUUAA
This is a messenger RNA of Caenorhabditis angaria, 2581 nucleotides long. The record is from the annotation of a GenBank genome assembly. Lineage: Eukaryota; Metazoa; Nematoda; Chromadorea; Rhabditida; Rhabditidae.